UAGUUUACUAUCUCGAGGCAGAUAUUCUUCUAAAAUGUCAUCUGUCUGGAGUAAACAAAUGAUUCAGAAUCUAUAAAUACAAAGGCAAUGAGUUUUACGGUUAAAUCUGUGUGUUCUCCAGGAGUGUUUGCAGUGAAGUCAGUGUCAGUGACGGAGGGAGAUUCAGUCUCUCUAAACUCUGAUCUCACUGAAAUGAUGGAUGAAGAUCUGAUUCUGUGGAGGUUUGGAGAUGAAAACACUUUAAUUGCUAAAAUCGUUGUACUGGAGGACAGCAUGACUGUAUAUGAUGAUGUUCCUGAUGGGAGAUUCAGAGACAGACUGAAGCUGGACGAUCAAACUGGAUCUCUGACCAUCACAAACACCACAACUGAACACACUGGAGUUUAUACACUGAUUAAAUAUCGUGUGAGCAAGAGUUUCAAUCUCACUGUCUAUUCUCGUCUGCCUGUUCCUGUCAUCAUCAGUAACUCUUCACACUGUUCAUCAUCAUCAUCAAAUUGUUCAGUGGUGUGUUCAUCAUCAGUGUUGAGUGUGUGUGACGCGACUCUGUCCUGGUACGCAGGAAUGAGUGUAUUGUCCAGCAUCAGUGUGUGUGAUCUCAGCAUCAGUCUCUCUCUACCUCUGGAGGUGGAAUAUCAGGAUAAAAACACCUACAGCUGUGUGCUGAACAAUCCCAUCAGCAACCAGACCACACAUCUGGACAUCAACACACUCUGCAGACACACAUGUGCAGAAGUUCACAGCUGUGGUUCUAUUGAAGCUGUGAUCCGAUUGGUCCUCUCUGCUGUGGUGGGCGUGGCUACUGUCAUUCUUCUGGUUUAUGACAUCAGAUCCACAAGAGGAGGAGGCUAAUGGAAGAUCAGUUGA
Pimephales promelas (fathead minnow) is the source of this 867-nucleotide messenger RNA. Lineage: Eukaryota; Metazoa; Chordata; Actinopteri; Cypriniformes; Leuciscidae. The record is from RefSeq and is a predicted model, not a curated record.